Molecule: messenger RNA, 2341 nt
Organism: Cynara cardunculus var. scolymus (artichoke)
Lineage: Eukaryota; Viridiplantae; Streptophyta; Magnoliopsida; Asterales; Asteraceae
Product: AP2-like ethylene-responsive transcription factor BBM1
Exons: 10
Coding region: 131-2140 (669 amino acids)
Biological process (GO): regulation of DNA-templated transcription
Molecular function (GO): DNA-binding transcription factor activity; DNA binding
Source: RefSeq, a predicted model, not a curated record
CUCUCUAAACCUGAAGCAUUCAUGUCCUUCUGACCAUCCAUCCAUCCAUCUGCAUGAACUCAUCAUCAUCCAUCGAUUAAAUACCAAUCAACACGACGACACAAAAAACACAACUUUUUUCACUGUUUUCAUGGCGGCAUCCAUGAACAACUGGUUAGGUUUCUCUCUCUCACCUCAAGAUCAGCAACAAAUCGUCGAUAACUUCAACUCCGAUGACAUCUCCGCCACCGCCGAGUGCUUUGAUCUUCCUUCCAACGCCGCCGUUCACUCCAACAUACCUUCCCUCAACCUCCCACCCCCAUUCGGCUUCCUCGAACCCUAUCAUCAUCAUCAUCAUGAUUGGAAUAUGAAGUCGAGCUCGGAGUUGUCGAUGUUAAUGGGUGGUGGUGGUGGUGGCGGCAGCAACGGUGGUGGUGGUGGUUCAUGCAACGGUGAAAACCCUGAAAUCCAAGCUCCAAAGUUUGAAAACUUUCUUAGUGUUGGAAAUGGCGGAGAUUAUAUGUAUUCUACUACAAACUGUUCUAUGCAACUUCCGCCGCAAGCGGCGGUGACAGACGUUACAACCACCACCAGAGGGAGCAACGCCACCGCCACCACUACCGGCACCGGCAGUAGCAUUGGUCUUUCCAUGAUAAAGAACUGGCUCAGAAACAACCCAGCUCCAUCCCACCAACAAAACAAUACCACCGCCACCACCAGACCGACGGAGAGUCACGAUAAUAACGAUGGUGGGGCGGCGGCGAUGGGUGGUUUUUGUGGUGGUAGAAGCAAUGAGCUUUCACUUUCUAUGAAUAGUUCUUCUUCUGAUAAUAAAAGACAACAAAUGGAGGUGGCAACCACCGUAGAUAGUGAAAAUGGUGGCGGUGGCGGUGGUGGUGCAAUUGAGGCGGUGCCACGGAAAUCCAUUGAUACAUUUGGACAAAGAACUUCUAUUUACCGUGGCGUCACAAGACACAGAUGGACAGGGAGAUACGAAGCUCAUUUAUGGGAUAAUAGUUGCAGGAGAGAAGGACAAGUUCGUAAGGGAAGACAAGUUUAUUUGGGAGGUUAUGAUAAAGAAGAUAAGGCUGCAAGAGCUUAUGAUUUAGCUGCUUUGAAGUAUUGGGGCACCACUACAACUACAAAUUUUCCUAUUAGCAACUACGAGAAGGAGGUCGAGGAGAUGAAACACAUGACGAGACAAGAAUACGUCGCCUCACUUAGAAGAAAAAGUAGCGGUUUUUCAAGAGGUGCUUCCAUGUAUAGAGGUGUGACAAGACACCAUCAACAUGGAAGAUGGCAAGCGAGAAUCGGAAGAGUUGCAGGGAACAAAGAUCUUUACUUGGGAACUUUUGGCACGCAAGAAGAAGCGGCAGAGGCAUACGACAUUGCCGCCAUCAAAUUUCGUGGACUGAAUGCAGUCACGAACUUUGAAAUCAAUAGAUACGACGUUAAAUGCAUCCUUGAGAGCACCACCUUGCCGAUAGGUGGUGCUGCCAAGCGGCUCAAGGAUGCAGAACAAGCAGCUGCUACUGAGCUACUCAGGGUGGCAAAAGAAGACCACUUGACGUCCCAAAUGACGACCCACGAAGGAAUCCACGGUUAUGCUGCCAUGAAUUGGCCAAGCUCCAUCGACUACCACCACCAAACCCUAUCUCAACCACAUGCUCAACCAUUUAGCAUGCACUACCCACAAAACUACACCAAUGGUUCGAGCCAACAACGAUUAUGGUGCAAACAAGAACAACACGAUCCGGACCAUGGUCAAGGUUUUCAAGACCUUCAACAUAUUCAUCAGUUUUUCCAACCUUCACCACCUUCUUCUGUGCUUCAUAACCUAAUGAACUUGGAUUCAUCUUCAAUGGAACAUAGUUAUGAUGGAGGAGGUGAACACCACCAUGCAGUGGUUGGAUACGACGGUGAUAGUGGCAACAAUGGUUAUAUAAACCAUAUGAUGGCUACCACCACCAAUGGUUCAUCACAAGAUGGAUUAUGUGAUCAAAACCAUGGAGUUAGCAAUGGAAAUUUAUAUUAUCAUCAUGAAGGAUCGACUUAUAGCAAUUGGGUGCCGACCGCCAUACCAACCCUAGCGGCCCGGACCGCCAACCUGGUGGUGGCUCACGGCGACGCUCCUACUUUCACGAUGUGGAAUGAUACAUAGUGAGGAUCUUGGAUAGGUUGAAUACAAUGAAUACAUUUUGAGGGUUUUUAGGUAGAUUUUUUUGCAAUUUUGUGUUCUUAUGAACUAGAAAAGAGAAGGGUUUCAUUUUCUUUUGCUUAAUUUUCCAUUAUAAAUGGAUUUAGAUUAGGAUCUAACCAAAGUUUCAAGAAACCAAUAGAGUAUGUUCUAUGGUUUUGGGAA